GUUAAUUGCAGCGACACUGUUAGCUUAAGAAAAAUAAAUAUACAUACUACGUAUAGAUGCAAACGGCAAGAAUAAACAUAAAUAAUAAACAUAAACAACGACACACAACACUGUACAUUCACACACACUCACACACACAACACACACCCAUGGAGCUGGAGAAGAAGUCCAAGGAGCAGCUGCGACGCUACAAAAAAUCGCGGCACACUCACUCCAGCAGCGAGAGCUCCAGCACGGACACAGAAAGCGGCAGUGGCAGUUCAUACAGCAGCACGGAUAGUGAACGUGAACGGGAACGCGAGCGCGAACGGGAACACCAUGCCCAUGCUCAUGCCCAUGGACAUCAGCAUGGCCAUGUUCAUAACCAUGCUCAUGCCCAUGGGCAUCCACAUACGCAUACGCAUCCGCAUCAGCAUCAGCAUGCACAUCCGCAUCAGCAUACGCAUCAGCGCGGUGUCGAGCGGCAUCAUCGGAAGAAGAAGAGCAGCCGACGCGCAGCCAGCUCAAGCGGCGAUGAGCGUCAGAAGCGUGAGAAGCGAGAACGUGAACGUCAUAACCAUGGGCAUGGCGAAAGAGAUCAUGAUCAAAAGAAGCUUGUGGCCAAGCGUAAUCACAUCAAGCGCAAGUUGAAGGAGGCACGGCUGAAGAAACGCGCUGCCGCCGCCUUGAGUGGCCAUGGCCAUCGCUCGCUGUCGCCGGCCACGCAGGCCAAACUAAAGAAAAUGGCCGAGCGCAAGCAGCGCGAGCGUGAGCGGGACAAGCUGCGCGGCGUGCAUCGUGAGCAUCGAGAUCGUGAACGUGACCAUCAUCGCUUGGGCAGUAGUCGUUCGCCCACGGGCGGCGGUGUCGGCUCCAGCAGCACCACUACCACCACCAAAAUACGCAUCCACCAGGAUGUGCUGGGCAAGCGGCAAAAGAGUCCCGGACCGGGCGGCAGUGGCUCCAGCAUGGUAGCCUUGGGUGUGCCCACGGCGCGCAUGCACCAUCAGCUGAUGUCGCGCGAGAAGAUCAUCAUCCAGACGCGCGCGCGUGUACGCACGCCUUCCAUAGAGCGUGAACGCGAGCGAGAUCGCGAGCGUGAGCGCAUGGAGCGUGAGCGGGAAAGAGAGCGCCACGUCGAGCGCGAGCAGGAGCGUCAACGGCACGAGCACAAGCUGCAUCGCCACGAUGAGCUCUCGCUGCGUAAUCGUGAGCGGGAUCGGCGGGAGCAGGAGCGCGCGGAUCGCGAGGCAGCGCGUGAUAAGGAGCGCGCCGAGGCAUUGGCGCGCUGCCAGGAGCGGCAGCGUGAGCGCGAGCGUCUGGCACGCGAGAAGCUGCGUCGUCAGGAGGAGGAGGAGAGCCCCAACGGUGGCAGCGUGGGCAAGAAGUCCUACGGCGGCAGCAGUGUGCGCGAACUGGAUCUGCCCAUGUCCUAUGUCCAUGGCAGUCGCGAGCGUUCGCUGGAGACGGUCGAGCGCAGCGGACGGCAUGUGCGCGACAAGCGUGAGCUGGAUCCGUAUGAGCGUGAGCAGGACUUUAUCGAACCGGAGCGACAUGGACUGAUGGACGUGGACAUGCGUCGCUAUGGAGGACAGCGUCGCCGGGAGCUGAGUCCGCUGCCCGAGCACUAUGCGCCGCGCGUGAUGCGUGAUCCGCGUGAUCUCUACUCCGAGGAAGAGCGUGAGCGCGCCUACAAACGCGCCUAUUUGGAUGCGCGCUACUCGCGCGAGCGUGAGGCUUGGCUGGAGGCACGAGAAAUGCGCGACUAUCGCGAGCUGGACAACGAUGAGGCGCUGGUCUAUGCGGAUGAGCGAGAGCGCAUGCUGCGCGAACGUGAGCGCGAGCGGGAGCGCAUGCCGGCGCGUGGCGACUAUCGCGCUGAAUGGGAACGCGACUGGGAGGAUGAGGGCGCAGUGGCUGGCGGUGCGGCUGGUGCUAAUGGCGGUGGAACGCCAGCACGCAGUAGUGGCUUUGUGGGCGGAUCCAAGCGCUCCAAGCAGGCACACAGCAGCAGCAAGCAACAGCAGCACACGCCCUCAGAGCCGGAGUGGGAUGCGGAUGAGCGGGAGGAGUGCGUGGACACGGGCGUGGUGAAGAGCGAGUCGGGCUGGCAGCUGGCCAGCAGCAACGAUUGGCGCGACAGCGAGGAGCCCAGCUUUGGGUGUGGACGUGGCAAUGCCAAUGAGAUGCAUGGAGCAGCACAUGGCAUGCCCAGCUCCAACGCCUCGCCACAUCAUCAUAUGCAUGGGCGCAGCGAACGCGGCGGUGGCGGCGGCGGCGGUGGACGUGGCUUUCGACGUGGCGGAGGCGGCGGCAUGGCGCAUGGACAUGGACAUGAGCAGGGCGAGCGUGGCUAUCGCUCGCAUCCGCCGCCGCUGAUGACGUUGCCAGUGCAGCCGCCGGGUGGUUAUCAUGGCGGUGGAGGAGGCGGUGGCUCGCGUGGCUUCCUACACAAGCGCUCCUAUGGCGGCGGCGGCGGCUACCUCAAGAAGCAUCAGCACAUGGGUGGCAACAUGGUAUCGAGCGGCGGAGCGGCCAAUCCGGCGGCACAGCUCAAGCCCGGCAAUGCGGCAGCACAGGCGAGCGCUGUGGCAGCGGCGACUACGGCAGUGGCCGCGGCGAAGGCGGCGGCGCAGAGUUCCGCCAAUGCCACCACGAAUCCGGGUAUCUUGGCCCAGGUGAGUAAGUUUACCAGCAUUAAGCAGGAGGAUGGUUCAGAGGAUUCUACAGGCACAAUGGAGGCAGUGGGCGGAGGCAUGGAGAAUUGCCAUGGAUUGGACAGAGAGCUUAAACAAGAGUCAAAGUCCAACGGAGAGCUGAGCGAGAUUAGCGACAGCGAUGACGACAUACUCAACACGACGGACAGAAUCAAGCCGAAGUGUGAGUCGCUGUUGGAUGCGGACGCCCAGGAGCUAUCCGCAGAUGCGCUCUCCAACGACGAGCAGCAAAUCAAGAUCGAGCAUAAGCUGGAGGACAAAUUGGAGGAAAUGGACGAGGUGCUGGACUUUGAAGAGAUCUCCGAUGGCGAGCUGGAGGAAGAGGCUCGAGUACAGAAGGGCAUUGGCGAUGCAUUGGGCGUGGACUGGGAGGGCUUGGUAGCGGAGACGCGUCAGCAUGCGGAGGAGCAUGCGGCGGCGCGUGCAGCGGAUCGCAAUUCAUCGGCGAAGAAGCUGUGGCAACCGCAUCGCGUGAUUCUCGAGCUGGGCAUAUCCUUUGACAUGGCGGGCGUUAACUAUGCCCACAGCGUAUUGAACGAGGCGCGCUAUUAUAUGAUGCUGGAGCAUAAGGAGCAGUAUAGGCUCGAGGCGAGCUUGGAGCCGGGCCAGACGCCGCCGCCACCGUUGCCGCACUACAGCGAACUGCUGGACACGGUCUAUGUGGCGCCGAUGGCCUGCGAUCAACUGGGAUUGCGCGAGAUCGAGCGUCAGCGUCAGGCGGGCGCUACCUGCUCUCUGGGCAUGAAUGCGCUAUGCGCGCGUCAGGAUUUGCGUCUGCGUCGCCAGCUCUUCGACUUGCCGACGCGUGAGAUCGAGCUCUCUCGCAAUCGGCCCAUGAUUAGCGAGAAUCUGCGCUCGCUCGCCAUGAUCGCGUUCCAGCAAAGCCUCGACGUCCAAGGAAUUGUGCUAUACGACUGAGUAAAUAAGUCAAAGUGCCGUCACGGCAUUCAAUCGAUUACCUUAAAUCAAAUGCAAAACACACUAAGCAUUAAGAGUUUCCGCAGCUGUAAGGUAGCUCUAAGGAUUGGCACACAUUCUACAAAAUAGUUUGGUAUGGUAUGUAAUCUAUACAUAUAUGUCUAUAUAUAUAUUCGCAUUGUAUCAACGUGUUAUGUACUCUCAAUAAGUAUAUGAACCCUUAAACCUACUAUAAACAUUGCAAAUUGCAAAUAGUGACCUUAAUAAAUUUAAUGUA
Drosophila busckii is the source of this 3891-nucleotide messenger RNA. RefSeq names its product fl(2)d-associated complex component (gene Flacc). The coding region runs from base 57 to 3614 and encodes 1185 amino acids. The transcript is spliced from 4 exons. Gene Ontology annotation, cellular component: RNA N6-methyladenosine methyltransferase complex. Lineage: Eukaryota; Metazoa; Arthropoda; Insecta; Diptera; Drosophilidae. The record is from RefSeq and is a predicted model, not a curated record.